Messenger RNA from Malaya genurostris, 827 nucleotides. RefSeq names its product protein FAM177A1. The transcript has 2 exons. The record is from RefSeq and is a predicted model, not a curated record. The coding region runs from base 155 to 670 and encodes 171 amino acids. NCBI's taxonomy places the organism in Eukaryota, Metazoa, Arthropoda, Insecta, Diptera, Culicidae.
GUCAGAUUGCACCAUAGUUUCCAAACAAAAACAACAGCUUCAUUAAUCGAGCUGCUUGGAUAUCUAGUCAUUAGUGUUUUUAUCUAUCAUAUCUAUAGUUGCAUAUAAUUCAAUUCAAUUUGAAGUGAUUUGUCAACGAAAGUUGUUACGAAAUAUGACAAAGAUGGACAUCCCAAUGAAAAAUAAGAUAGAAACGACGGCAAACUUUAUACAGCAUGAGAACGACGUCGAGGUUCAGGUGCGAGCUCCAAAAAGGGUAUUGCACUUUAGUGAUGGAACGAUGGAGGAAUUCAGUGACGAUGAAGAUCAAGUCGAUUCUGUGCCGCGGACCGAAACAAAUUUGGAUGAGUCCAAAAUGAAUUGGGGUAACUGGAUGCUGCACAAGACCUGUCGACUAGGGAGCUCUGUUUUGGCCGGCUGUGACUACGUUGGCGAAGGGCUUGCUUCAAUGCUUGGCAUCACUACACCAAAAUAUAGUUUGGAAAUUGAAGAGUUCAAACGGAUGCAAGCAGAACAGCAAGAAGAAGAUCGUGCUAUUCAAAAUUUUGUAGAACAGAACCGUCCAACUAGCAGUAACCAUGAAUCAGCGGAAGUUUCGAAGCUGGCUUCAGCACAAUCAGCGACGACCAUGUUGCAUGAAGCGGCGACGAGUGACAUUGAUAAAUAUUAAUCGAAGCGUUCGUUUCACAGCAUAUUGAAAACAUUCAAACUCGAAUUCAUUAAUCUGUAAAUUUUUUAGAUACUAAGCUAAGUUUAAUGUAUAGUUAUAUAUUUAUUGAAAAAUAAUGAAAUGACAGUGCAAUUUCCAAAGAUAUGAUAUAUAUUAU